AUGUUUGGGGCCGUCCAAUUUGGAGUCUUGGCGGCCUGUGUUGUGCUGUUUGUACCGAUGGGAAUGGCGGGUUGGCACUUGAGCCGCAACAAAGUCCUCUUUUUUAGCGGUGCCCUUUUCAUUACCCUCGCGGUAGGUGUUCAUUUGACUCCAUAUUUCCCGGCAUUUUCCAGUAUGCUUUCUUCGUCGCCUUCGUUAUCAUCGUUGCCUUCAUCGCCUGUUGUAUCUUCUGUAAAUCGGGAUUCUUGUAUCGCUUGGCUCCAUGAUAUUGAAUUUCAGAAUAAUAUAGAUUCAAACUCUAGUGUUAGUCAUACCAAGUCCUCCUGGAAGUGGAGGGAUUCCAGCAACCGUUUAGUGGAUUGUGUGUUUCAGAAGUUGAGUAAAUCUGACGCCUCUGAUUUGUUAAACGGAUCCUGGGUUGUAGUGGCAGGUGAUUCGCAAGCGAGGUUAAUGGUGGUUUCUUUGUUAGAACUGUUAGUGGGUUUGGAAGAGAUCGAAAGGGUUAGAGAAGAUCUGUUCAAGAGGCAUAGUGAUUAUCAUACUACUGUUAAUUCUAUUGGUAUGAAGUUGGAUUUUAUUUGGGCGCCUUAUGUUAGUAACUUGACGAAUUUCUUGGUUGAAUUGAGGGAGAAAAGGUAUUUCCCGGAUGUUAUCGUAAUGGGUGCAGGGUUAUGGGAUAUGUUGCAUGUGAAUAACGCCUCUGAGUAUGGUGUUUCAGUUAAGAUGUUGAAGGAUUCUGUUAUGCCAAUGUUGCCUGUUACUCCUGCAUUCGAAUUCGAGGAUAGGCCAGUGGAGGUUCGAUCACCUCAUAUGUUUUGGCUGGGGAUGCCGACAUUGGUUAACUCAAUGUUAAAUACGGAAGCGAAGAGGGAGAAGAUGACCGAUGAUAUGUGGUAUGCUUAUGACGAGCAAAUUUAUGAAAGUAAGCUCGUGCGCAAGUUUGGGGGACCACUUUUCUUAUUGGAUAUCCACUCUUUGAGCGGCAGGUGUGGAUCGCUUUGUACUGACGAUGGGAUGCACUAUCAUGGGGUCGUUUAUGAUGCUGCCGUGCAUGUCAUGUUGAAUGCACUACUUUUUGAGUCCCAGCAGAGGUUGACAUGA
This is a messenger RNA of Oldenlandia corymbosa var. corymbosa, 1101 nucleotides long. Lineage: Eukaryota; Viridiplantae; Streptophyta; Magnoliopsida; Gentianales; Rubiaceae. The record is from the annotation of a GenBank genome assembly.